AUGAAUAAUUAUAUUAAAUUAGAUGGAGGAUCAAAACUCUAAGAUUUAAUCGAAUAGAUUAGAAGAAUGGAUUCCACUCUUUCUGAGGCUCUUAAUUAAAGAAACUAAAAAUUAUAAAAUAAUGAAUCAGUUCAUUUGGUAAUUUCAAAUUACAUUUUCUUAGUUUGAUAGGCAACUGUAAGCAUAACUAGACCUCAUAAAUGAUUCUAUUAAAUCAGCAAGAAUUUUAUUAAAUUAAUCAACUAAUCUGUAUGCUAUGUAAAUCAAAUAGAUCUCCACACGAUAUCUAAAAAUCAAAAAAUUUAUUGGAUGAAUUUUAAAAUAAAUCUGAAAAAUUUAGAAAAGCAUUAGAAAUCAAAUCAGUUUUUAAAGCAGUACUAAUUCAAAAUUUUUAAAUAUUAAUUUUAGGAUAUUCCAGAAACUAAAAUAGAUUAUACUUCUAAAUCUAACGUUGAAAUGGUUUAGGUGCAAAAAUAACUUGUACAAAAACAAAAUGAUACCAUCGAUAAAAUGAUUGAUACUACAGGAAGAAUGUAAGUUAAUGCUAAGAAUAUUAAUUUAGCAUUAGAUGAGGAUAAAGUUGUUUUAAGAAGAUUGAAUGAAAAUGUAAAAGUAUCUCUUAUUUUAGGUGGAAUAAGCUACUCAUGAAAUCAAAGUUACUGAUUCAAAUCUUAAAAGUUUAUUGUCAUACACUAAUGAUUGUUGCUUAUGGACAACCAUUAUUAUAGAAUUUAUGAUUUUUGUUUUUCUUGUUAUAUAUUGA
Molecule: messenger RNA, 763 nt
Organism: Paramecium sonneborni
Lineage: Eukaryota; Ciliophora; Oligohymenophorea; Peniculida; Parameciidae
Source: the annotation of a GenBank genome assembly